Molecule: messenger RNA, 4217 nt
Organism: Sesamum indicum (sesame)
Lineage: Eukaryota; Viridiplantae; Streptophyta; Magnoliopsida; Lamiales; Pedaliaceae
Product: cellulose synthase-like protein D3
Biological process (GO): cellulose biosynthetic process
Cellular component (GO): membrane
Molecular function (GO): cellulose synthase (UDP-forming) activity
Source: RefSeq, a predicted model, not a curated record
GAAAACACUUGUCCGGAAAAAAAGAUAUUGAGUAGGGGAGUAAAAAGGGUUGUCCGGCAAAGGGUCCCACUCCCGCUCCCGCGUAGUCACUAGUCAGGUCAGUUCUAAGGCUUUUAUAUAAUACUAAUAAUACACAGUCUCCUCCAGUCCACACUCUCAUCACUUACGACGCGCGUUAUGCUGCCAAUUUGUGCAAUCUCUGAGGAGACGAGACGAGACGGAAACAAAGCAUAGUUGAAAGCCGGCCGACGCCCCCAACUCCCAUCCCCCAUUUAAUUGCAAUCAUCUGAUGUGAUGGAGUCUUGUCAAUUCCUACUUUGACCACUUCAGUAGUAUAUGUUUCAGGAUCAAAUUAUACAUUUCUAGUUGCACUCCUUCAGAUGGCAUCCAAAUCAUUUAACGCCACCAGAUCAAAUCUCUCAACAGAAUCUGAUGUCCUGGAUUCCCAGAAUGGCAAGCCACCACUCCCUCUCCCUCCACAAACACAUGUCACAUUUGCUCGUCGCACUUCAUCUGGCCGAUAUGUCAGCUACUCCAGGGAUGAUCUUGAUAGCGAACUUGGUAGUGCUGAUUUUCUCAACUAUACAGUUCACAUCCCACCCACCCCCGACAACCAGCCUAGUAAUCCUGUUACCCACAAGGUUGAAGAGCAGUACGUCUCUAGUUCGCUCUUCACUGGCGGAUUUAACAGCAUUACUCGAGCUCAUUUGAUGGAUAAGGUCAUUGAUUCUGACACCAACCAUCCCCAAAUGGCCGGUGCCAAAGGAUCUUCUUGUGCUGUUAAUGGCUGCGACGGCAAGGUGAUGAGUGAUGAAAGGGGAAAUGACAUCCUUCCAUGUGAGUGUGAUUUCAAGAUAUGCAGGGAUUGUUACAUAGAUGUGCUGAAAACAGGAGAUGGGAUUUGUCCCGGGUGCAAGGAACAGUACAAAACUACUGAUCUGGAUGAGGCCAUGGAAAAUUGGCAAUCACUGCCACAGCUUCCACCACCAUCUGGAAUGUCAAAGGUGGAGAGGAGGUUGUCAUUAAUGAAAUCAACUAAGUCAAUCCUGAUGAGGAGCCAGACAGCAGAUUUUGAUCAUAAUCGCUGGCUUUUUGAAACUAAGGGCACCUAUGGGUAUGGCAAUGCUUUAUGGCCAAAGGAGGGAGGCUUUGAUAAUGGGAAGGAUGAACACAUUGUUGAGCCAUCUGACUUGGUGACCAGACCAUGGAGACCUCUCACUCGCAAAUUAAAGAUUCCAGCCGCCAUCAUCAGCCCAUACCGGCUUCUAAUUGUACUGCGAAUGGUUGUACUUGGCUUUUUCUUGACAUGGAGAAUCCGCAAUCCCAACACUGAUGCUGUCUGGCUGUGGGGAAUGUCUGUAGUUUGUGAAAUAUGGUUCACCUUUUCUUGGAUUCUUGAUCAACUUCCAAAGCUCUGCCCUGUAAAUCGGGCUACUGAUCUUAAUGUCUUGAAAGAGAAAUUCGAAACACCUACUCCAACCAAUCCUACCGGGAAGUCAGAUCUCCCUGGUAUAGAUGUCUUUGUCUCUACUGCAGAUCCAGAGAAGGAGCCGCCUCUGGUCACGGCUAACACCAUACUUUCUAUACUAGCAGCUGAUUAUCCAGUAGAAAAGCUCGCUUGCUAUGUUUCUGAUGAUGGAGGGGCACUUCUGACCUUUGAGGCCAUGGCAGAGGCUGCAAGUUUUGCAAAUAUAUGGGUCCCAUUUUGUCGUAAACAUAACAUUGAACCUAGAAAUCCAGAAACUUAUUUCAAUUUGAAGAAAGAUCCUUACAAGAACAAGGUUCUUAGUGACUUUGUCAAAGACCGCAGACGAGUAAAGCGUGAGUAUGAUGAAUUUAAGGUUCGGAUCAAUGGCCUGCCAGACUCCAUUCGCCGAAGAUCUGAUGCCUAUCAUGCCAGAGAAGAACUUAAGGCCAUGAAGGAACAGAGACAGAAGAAAGAAGAUGAACCUGUAGAGGUUAUCAAGAUAAAGAAAGCUACCUGGAUGGCGGAUGGCACCCAUUGGCCAGGAACUUGGUUGAGUCCUGCACCUGACCACUCAAAAGGUGAUCAUGCCGGAAUAAUACAGGUGAUGCUGAAGCCUCCUAGUGAUGAACCACUUUGUGGCACAUCUGAUGAUUCUAGGGUGAUAGACUUCACUGAUGUUGAUAUUCGUCUACCAAUGCUUGUUUAUGUUUCUCGUGAAAAGCGCCCUGGCUAUGAUCAUAAUAAGAAAGCAGGUGCCAUGAAUGCUCUAGUUCGAGCUUCUGCAAUCAUGUCUAAUGGUGCCUUCAUUCUCAACCUUGACUGCGACCACUAUAUCUAUAACUCCCAAGCCAUGAGGGAAGGAAUGUGUUUCAUGAUGGACAGAGGUGGUGACCGAAUCUGCUAUGUUCAGUUUCCACAGAGAUUUGAAGGCAUUGACCCAUCUGAUCGGUAUGCCAAUAGAAAUACUGUCUUCUUUGAUGGCAACAUGCGAGCUCUAGAUGGGCUGCAGGGUCCAGUUUAUGUCGGAACUGGAUGUCUCUUCAGGCGGGUCGCGCUUUAUGGGUUCGACCCACCUCGGUCCAAAGAACACAGUGCUGACUUCUGUAGCUGCUGCUUUGGCCAACGGAGAAAGCAUGCUACACUUGCUAAUACCUCAGAAGAGAAUAGGGCCCUGAGAAUGGGUGAUUCUGAUGAUGAAGAAAUGAACCUGUCGCUUGCUCCAAAAAUGUUUGGCAAUUCAAAUCUACUUAUUGAUUCCAUUCCAGUGGCAGAGUUUCAAGGUCGCCCUCUGGCUGACCAUCCAUCAGUGAAGAAUGGACGACCUCCUGGUGCCCUUACCAUACCCCGUGACCUUCUUGAUGCAUCGACUGUUGCAGAAGCAAUCAGUGUCAUUUCCUGUUGGUAUGAGGACAAGACUGAAUGGGGCCAAUGUGUCGGAUGGAUUUACGGGUCUGUCACAGAGGAUGUCGUUACUGGAUAUAGAAUGCACAACAGGGGAUGGAGAUCAGUUUACUGUGUGACAAAACGUGAUGCCUUCCGAGGGACUGCCCCUAUCAAUCUCACAGAUAGGCUCCAUCAGGUUCUUCGUUGGGCAACUGGUUCCGUUGAAAUAUUCUUCUCCCGGAACAAUGCCUUUUUAGCAAGCUCAAGAAUGAAAGUCUUGCAGAGGAUUGCGUACCUCAAUGUUGGAAUAUAUCCCUUUACCUCGGUUUUCUUGAUUGUUUACUGCUUUCUUCCAGCACUCUCUCUCUUCUCUGGCCAGUUUAUUGUUCAAACCCUCAAUGUUACUUUCUUAGUGUACCUCCUGAUUAUUACAAUAACACUCUGCACUCUUGCUGUGCUCGAGGUCAAGUGGUCAGGAAUUGAGCUGGAGGAGUGGUGGAGGAAUGAACAAUUCUGGUUAAUUGGGGGGACUAGUGCCCACUUGGCUGCUGUGUUUCAAGGGCUGCUGAAAGUCGUCGCUGGAGUUGAAAUUUCCUUCACCCUGACAUCAAAAUCUGCAGGGGAUGAUGAUGAUGAUGAGUUUGCUGAUCUCUACAUUGUCAAAUGGACAUCCCUCAUGAUUCCUCCACUUGUGAUUAUGAUGGUCAAUUUGAUUGCAAUAGCAGUCGGGAUUAGCCGGACAAUAUACAGUGUUAUACCACAGUGGAGCCGUCUACUGGGUGGAGUUUUCUUCAGCUUUUGGGUUUUAGCACAUCUCUAUCCCUUUGCAAAAGGGCUUAUGGGAAGAAGAGGGAGGACACCUACUAUUGUCUUCGUAUGGUCAGGGCUAAUUGCAAUCAUCAUAUCCCUCCUAUGGGUGGCAAUAAACCCACCGGCAGGAAGCAACCAGAUAGGUGGCUCAUUUCAGUUUCCGUGAUCAAGGACAAAGUGUUUUUCAUUUCAUAUACACCAUACAUGAGUGGGAUUCUUUUCUUCAGAGUCCUUAUUGACUUGGCAGAUGAAGGUGGUUGGUCAUUUCUUGUCAAUUGAAAUAGAAGAGAAAAAGUUAGUUCUUUACCAACCAGAUGAUGUUGGCAACAUAUACACGAGGGUCACUGAUUUACUGAGUAGUUGUAGGUUAAACCUGCAACCUUACACAAACUGCCAUGUUGAUAGCAUUUAUUAUUUGAUUGUUGGUGUUUCAAGGGUGAACAAUUUUGCCCAAGGAUCACCCUCUUUAUGCAAGCCCCAAUUAUUGUUGAUGGAUUUACGUUUGCAUUCCUCUCAUCUUUCCUUGAAAAGAAAGCUGAGCAACAAUUUACAAGCU